Messenger RNA from Conger conger (European conger), 2430 nucleotides. RefSeq names its product solute carrier organic anion transporter family member 1C1-like. NCBI's taxonomy places the organism in Eukaryota, Metazoa, Chordata, Actinopteri, Anguilliformes, Congridae. Gene Ontology annotation, molecular function: protein binding. Gene Ontology annotation, cellular component: membrane. Gene Ontology annotation, biological process: sodium-independent organic anion transport; transmembrane transport. The record is from RefSeq and is a predicted model, not a curated record. Bases 212 to 2251 code for a protein of 679 amino acids. The transcript has 16 exons.
UGGAGACCUCUCCGCAGGAGGGUGUUUUCUCUCUAGCUUUUUGCUUGCUGUGCGUCUGAAGGCUCAUUAUUGGCAGGGGAGAAUUACAAGGGCUAAAUCUGCUGGAUUACCGGAAUACUGGACAUGGAGUCAACAGUCAUCAUGUGACAAUUACAGACAUGAACGGAUGUUUGUGAGAACAGUGACGUACUUAGAAACAGAUUGAAGGAAGAUGAGCAAUCCUGCAGAACAGGUGGAUGAGAGGCUGACCAGUCAAGAGGCCCUAUGCCACGAAGACACCUCCAAAGAUCAAAGCUGCUCCACACUGAAGCUGUUCAUUGUAGCCCUGUCCUUUGCUUACUUCUCCAAGGCUCUGUCAGGGACCUACAUGAAAAGUUCCAUCACACAGAUUGAGAGGAGGUUUGAUCUUUCCAGCUCGCACACUGGGCUAAUAGAUGGCAGUUUUGAGAUCGGGAACUUGCUGUUCCUGGUGGCAGUAAGUCACUUUGGGGCCAAACUGCACCGUCCCAGACUAAUAGGGGCAGGGUGUCUAGUCAUGGCUGUUGGUACAGGCCUCAUUGGGCUACCUCACUUCUUCAUGGGAAGUUACAAGUUUGACACUGUGAUCCAAAGGUCAGUGAAUGAAAAUGGCAGUAUAUCUCCCUGUUUAGAGGAUCAAAAACAGCCUGCUCCCCAGGAGACCUUACCUAUACCUUCUACAGGAUGUGUGAAGGACUCUCAGUCUCACAUGUGGAUCUAUGUAUUCCUGGGAAACGCCCUGAGGGGAAUAGGCGAGACACCCGUCACACCUCUGGGAAUCUCAUACAUCGAUGACUUUGCAAAAGCGGAGAAUUCAGCCUUCUACAUUGCUUGUCUACAGACCAUCACUUUGCUGGGACCCAUGUUUGGCUUCUUACUGGGGUCAAUGUGUGCUGGACUAUAUGUAGACAUUGGCUUUAUCAAUACAGACAGCAUAACUAUCACUCCAAAGGAUGCACGGUGGGUUGGAGCCUGGUGGCUGGGCUUCCUGGUGUCCUCAGCCAUCAUGCUCCUGGCGGGCCUCCCCUUCUGGUUCUUCCCCAGGUCUCUGCCCAAACAGGGCGAGGAGCACACGGUGCCACCCGGGCUCCCUGCCCCUCAUACCUCAAAGCUGGCUGGCAUCGCCAAAGGUUUCCUGCCCUCCCUGAAAAAGCUUUUGGGCACACCAGCCUACUUCCUACUUCUAUGUGGCACUGUUCUAAAGUUCAACUCCUUCGUUGGAGUUUUCACGUUCAAAGCUAAGUAUAUGGAGCAGCAGUUUGGCCAGUCAGCAUCCCGAGCCAACUUCCUCAUUGGUGUGUUGAAUCUGCCCACUUUUGCGGUGGGGAUAUUUCUGGGUGGGCUGCUGAUGAAGAGGUACAAGCUCAGUGUGGUAUCAGGGGCCCAGCUCUCAUUUGUGACCUCUUUUCUGGCCUAUCUACUGCUCCUCCCGCAGUUUGGAAUCAAAUGUGAGAACUCACAGGUAGCAGGGCUGACUGUCUCAUAUAAUGGGUCCACUGGGAUCUCAUAUGAGGAGCACACAUUGUUUUCAGAGUGCAACGCAGGUUGUUCCUGCUCUGGGAAAGAGUGGGACCCUGUAUGCUCUGAAAAUGGUAUCACCUACAUGUCUCCAUGCCUGGCGGGCUGUACUAGUUCAUCUGGAUUUGGGAAGAACAUGGCCUUCCACAACUGCAGCUGUGUGAUGGCCUCUCCCCCUGAGUCUGGCAGUCAGACCGUGUCUCUGGGUCAGUGCGCUCGUGGUUCCGCCUGCGACCGCAGCUUCGCCGCGUACAUGACCGUGUCUGUCCUCAGCUCCUUCAUAAACUCCCUGGGAACCACACCAGGAUACAUGGUCGUCAUACGAUGCAUCGCACCUGAAUUAAAAUCUCUGGCCCUGGGCAUCCAGACCCUGGUGAUGAGAACUCUGGGGGGAAUUCCAGCUCCAGUGUAUUUUGGUGCCCUGAUCGACUCCACCUGUUUAAAAUGGGGAGUCAAAAAAUGUGGGGGCAGGGGAGCUUGUCGGAUGUAUGACUCUGAUAUGUACAGGGUAAUAUUCCUGGGGCUCAUCACGUGUCUCAGCGGCACGUCCUAUUUCUUCGCUGCCGCUGUGAUAGUGCUCCUGAGGAAGCAGUUUCAGACGGAGGAGGACAAAACCGGAAACCCCCCGUCAAAGCAGGAUGGACUGGAACUCCAUCCCACCCACACAGAGAAGGAGGCAGACAGGACUGCAGACCAAACCAAUGGACAGUUCUAGAGGGGUGGAUCAGACCAAUGGGCAGGGCUUGAAAGAGGAUCAAUCCACUGGGUACUUCUAGAACAAAGAUCACCAAUCAUUCAAUAGUUUGUUCCAGGAGGGAUUUUUUUUCAAGUAAAUCAACAUAUUUGUGAAGUAUGGAGUGUAAAACAGGAUUAUAUAUAAAUACUCCUGGUAUA